Cucurbitaria berberidis CBS 394.84 is the source of this 1533-nucleotide messenger RNA. Its product is annotated as acetyl-CoA synthetase-like protein. Gene Ontology annotation, molecular function: CoA-ligase activity. The record is from RefSeq and is a predicted model, not a curated record. Gene Ontology annotation, biological process: secondary metabolic process. Bases 1 to 1533 code for a protein of 510 amino acids. Lineage: Eukaryota; Fungi; Ascomycota; Dothideomycetes; Pleosporales; Cucurbitariaceae. The transcript is spliced from 8 exons.
AUGACAAGACAGAGGAUAUACCGCUCCACAUACCCACCCCCGCAAUGCCCCACAAGCAUAUCGCUCCCUCAAUUUCUAACUCAAUACAAUCCAGACGCGGCCUCUCAGCAUGCCUGGAGAUUAAGAGAGAGAUACAGGUUGGGAGCUGGCGAUGUAGUUGGUAUCAGCGCGCCGAGUUCGGUUGCUCAUGUUCAGCUAAUUCAUGCAGUUCUUUGGACAGGGGCGACGGUAGCGCUGAUGAACUUCCUGAGCACCCCCGACGAUUUUAUACAUUAUUUCACGGUUUGCAAACCCAAGCUCUUGGAAAUUGGUCCAAAUCUCUAUGGUAUCUUUGUUGAAGCGUUGGCGGAGGUCCCAUCACUUGGUCAAAUUGAUGGCAUAUCCCUAUUAGGUUCCCACCUAGGCUUAGUGAAAGUAAGCCGAGAUUUAGCACGGCCGUUCUUACUGAGACUGAAUAGCGCACAGUAUCCCCUAGACUUUUCGUGCAAGAAAAGUCUGUCCGUUUUCGAUCUCUCAUUUUCUGACAGCCGCGAACAUACCCCCGCGAUCUGCUUUAGUUCCGGCACAAGUGGCAAGCCAAAAGGUGUAGAACUCAGCCACCACAAUUUGAUCUCGUCUUUAGCCGGUAUCCGAUCCACUGAUCCCGCUUUCAACAACUCGGAUUCACGGAGCAUCUUCUUCGCGCCUCUAUGCCACAUAUACGGGCUCAAUACGGUCGGUUUGAUGGGUGUCUGGCUCGGAUCAUACACGAUGUUGAUGAAGAAGUAUAGUCUCGACAAGCUUCUUGAACUAGCUUCCACUUACGAAGCCAAUACGUUACGUAUAGUACCUUCGAUUGCACUAGCGAUGACAAAGACCGCAAAACUCGAUGUUUAUGAUCUGACGAGUAUCAAGUUCAUCAUGUGUUCUGGUGCCGCGCUGCAGCCGGAGGUUAUUCAGGUACUGUAUAAGAGAUUUAACCAUGCACCUAUUUUCCAAGGAUACGGCAUGACAGAGACUGACAUAGCAACGCUGUGGACCCAUGAACGAAACCAUAUUGGAAGUGUCGGCAGGCUUUUCGCAAACGUAGAAGCACGAAUUGUAGACGACGACCUCAACAAUGUCGACGACGGUCACGAUGGAGAAAUGUUGGUUCGCGGACCCACUGUACUUCGGCUUCUUAUACCGACGGACCGCAAAAAGGAACUCAUCAAGUACAAAGGCUUUCAGGUCGCUCCGAGCGACCUUGAGGGCAUCUUGACGUCCCAUCCCUUUGUAGAUGAAGGAGUUGUCUGCGCCAGGUGGGACGAGAAGGAGGGAACUGAAGUCCCGAUGGCUUAUGUCACACUUAGCAAUAUUGUACCGAAAGACCCCAGAGGACGGCAUAACGCAGUUAUGGAGAUCGGGAGGUUCUUAAACGGAAAGGUCAGUCCGUAUAAGAGAUUGAGGGGUGGGGUUGAAAUCUUGCAAGAAAUUCCAAAAACGGCAAGUGGGAAGAUCUUGAGAAGAUUUCUACCGGCUAGAUUGACUAGGGCAUGGUCGGCAAAGCUGUGA